Closterium sp. NIES-65 is the source of this 999-nucleotide messenger RNA. NCBI's taxonomy places the organism in Eukaryota, Viridiplantae, Streptophyta, Zygnematophyceae, Desmidiales, Closteriaceae. The record is from the annotation of a GenBank genome assembly.
AUGCCCCAACGCCUGUUAACCUUUCAUUAUCCUGCCUAUGCCCUCGUCCCCUGCCCUCAGUCACACGUAGGCGCGACCACUCGCGCAUGUCCUGCCCCGGCACCCUUCAUCCCCCCGUCUCCCCUAAUCCUUCUUCCCCUCCUCCUUGUCCCCCCGUCGCUAAACAGAGUUAGUCCCACAAUCAUCCCUUGUCCCAUGAGUCACCCUCGCAUUUGCAUGGUGGUCCCAGUAACUUGCGAGUGGGGCCACCCCUCUUUCCCAUUUUGCGUCUUAACCGUCACCCUUUUGACCGAGCAAUCGCCGUUCACAACCCCCACAUCCCUUUAUGCCCCCACUCCUGUGAACCCUGCGAUAUCAUUCCCAUCCCCUCGUCCCCUGCCCUCACUCACGCACAGGCGCGCCGCUCGCCCAUGUCCUGUGCCAGCUUGCGCAGCAGCAUGCGGCCUGCUAGAGGGGGAGAGGGGAGAGGGGGAAGGCGGAACGACUUAUAACCAGCUUGCGCUGCACCAUGCGAUCGAUCUGCUAUUGCUGGCACACAGCCCUCACACACCUCGUUGGGGAGGAGGGGGGGAUUUGGAGAAGCGGGGCUGGGAGAAAGGGGGAAGAACGGCUUCAAGUUAUGACCAGCUUACACAGCACCAUGCGGUCUGCUGGCAUGUGGUCCUCAUACACGGCAUGUGGCUGGCCACGUCCCCCUGCCUCGCCCGCACCUCGAGGAAGGCGUCUGCAAUCUUGCAGCGGGACCACCCGCUCUCACUCUCCAUGCCCAUCUGCCACCGCCGCUCCGCCUCCCCCUCCUCCCCCCUUCCCCCCCUCCCCACUCCCCUCCUAGCCAUCUCCCAGCCCUCUCCCUGGCCCCACAUCUCCCCUUCCCCACGCCCACGUCUCCCUGUCCCUCAACCGCACCUGGAGGAAGGCAUCGGCGAUCUCUUCGCAGGAGAACCCGCUCUCAUUCUCUAUUCCCAUCUGCCACCGCCGCUCCGCCUCGCGCGGGUUUGA